Hypoxylon trugodes is the source of this 417-nucleotide messenger RNA. RefSeq lists its product as uncharacterized. Lineage: Eukaryota; Fungi; Ascomycota; Sordariomycetes; Xylariales; Hypoxylaceae. The record is from RefSeq and is a predicted model, not a curated record. The transcript has a single exon. Gene Ontology annotation, molecular function: ADP binding. The annotation marks the transcript as partial.
UCUCGGCUCGAAGGUCUCGGAGGCAUCGGCAAGACCCAGAUCGCCCUCGAGACCGCCUACCAAGUCCGUGACAAACAUCCUGAUUGCUCCGUCUUCUGGGUUCCGGCUGUCGAUGCCACCAGUUUUGAAAAUGCUUAUCGUGACAUCGGCCAUCAGCUUGGGGUAAAAGGAAUUGAAGAUGACAAGGCAGAUGCCAAGAUGCUCGUCAAGGCUGCCCUCAGUCACAAGAGCGCCGGCAGCUGGCUCUUGGUUAUCGAUAACGCCGAUGAUCUCAAGUUAUUUGCCGAUGCAACACUUUCAGACUAUCUCCCAUUCAAUUGGAACGGCUCUAUCCUUUUCACGACUAGGAAUCAUUCCAUAGUUUCAAACCUUGAUAUAUCACUCGAGGGUUUGAUAAAUAUCGGAGAAAUGAGCUAA